AUGGCCGAAAUAUUCGGCAUCGUUUCCGGGGCCUUGAGUGUUGCAGCCAUCUUCAAUAAUUGUGUUGAAACUUUUGAGUACAUCCAACUCGGUCGCCGUUUCGGAGAGGACUUUCAGAGAUACCAGCUCAAACUAGACCUUGCAAAGACACGCCUGGGGAGGUGGGGGGAGGCCAUCUCCAUCAAUAACGAACCUCGUUUCUCUUGUACCACAUCAGAUGAUAAAGAGGUGAAUAUUGCAAGGGAAAUCUUGGAAGACAUCGCAAGUUGCUUUGAGGGUGCACAAAAGAAAUCUAGCCGAUAUGCGGAUCGAGCCGAUCAGCAGGAGCUAGAGGUAUUUGGGGAAAGCAACAUGAACCCCAUGUUUCGACGAUUGCAUAAACACUCAAAGGAUAUUGCUCGCCAAAGACAAAAGACUACGAGCAUAAUCAAGAAGACCAAAUGGGCGCUCUACGAUGCGAAAAGCCUCGAAAGGACAAUCGAUCAGAUUUGUUCAUGGAUUGAUGAACUGGAAAAGCUGUUUCCCGCAGAAUCAGCACAAAGGCAAUUAGUCGAGCGAGAGAUUCAGAUGAUUGACGACAAAUCAAGCCUCGAAGCAUUAGAGGACGCCGCUAGCGGGGUCGACCCUGUUAUGGAAGACGCAGUACAAAGAAAGUUGAACAUGAUCGAGGGGCAUAACUCAGCAGAAUUUGUCAAUCUAGAGGGAUCAGCAAAAUUCCUAGUCGGCAAUGUCUUUUCAGAAAAGUUUCUUCAACGCGAUACUCUUCUCAAUGAUCGGACCAAAAACUCCAUGAGAACAGUAUCGGCUACGAAUCAGUCACGUCUUCAGGUUGGGAAUGUUUAUGGGGCCAGAGGCAUCUGGGAAGAUUAG
Fusarium pseudograminearum CS3096 is the source of this 870-nucleotide messenger RNA. It is a transcript of the gene HETs, whose product is annotated as HETs. The transcript has a single exon. Lineage: Eukaryota; Fungi; Ascomycota; Sordariomycetes; Hypocreales; Nectriaceae. The record is from RefSeq and is a predicted model, not a curated record. The coding region runs from base 1 to 870 and encodes 289 amino acids.